This is a messenger RNA of Ostertagia ostertagi, 1017 nucleotides long. The record is from the annotation of a GenBank genome assembly. NCBI's taxonomy places the organism in Eukaryota, Metazoa, Nematoda, Chromadorea, Rhabditida, Trichostrongylidae.
AUGUGUGCGAGUCCAACGUCCAUCCCUCCAAAUAUCACCAUGGAGUGCAACGACGACCAGUUGAUGAACAUGCAGGUGAUGCCCAUGAUUGAGCUCUACUCGGACAUGGGCUGGUCGCGCUGGUGGUGGACACGACUCAUGUGGGCGACUCUUGAUCUCGUCAUGGACACCAUCUAUUGGCUUGACAUCUUCGUUCGUACCCGCACUGGAUUCCUCGAGCAAGGUCUCGUAGUCAGAGACAUCGAGAAAAUCAGGAAGCAGUACUUUGAGAGCAAACAGUUCAAGUAUGAUAUAAUAAGCAUCAUACCACUUGAUUAUAUUCUCGGGUGGCCGUGGCCUUUCCAGUGGUUUCGGCCGUUUCCAGUUGUCCGUAUAAAUCGCCUCCUGCGUAUUGACAGGGUGCAGGACUGUAUGGAGCGAACAGAAACCAGGAGUUCAAUGCCGAACGCCUUUCGAGUACUUUGCGUCGUCUGGUACAUCAUAGUCAUCAUUCACUGGAACGCAUGCUUCUACUUCUGGAUUUCUGAGAUGAUCGGUUUGGGAUCGGACGGCUGGGUAUACGGUCCGUUGAAUAAGCAGAGUCUUCCCGAGAACGUCAAGGACACACUUCUUCGCCGGUACAUCUACAGCUUCUACUGGUCAACUUUAAUUCUGACGACUAUCGGAGAGGUCCCGUCUCCUGUACAAAAUGUGGAAUACCUAUUUGUGACGUUGGAUCUGAUGUGUGGAGUGCUCAUUUUCGCUACCAUCGUCGGUAACGUCGGAAGCAUGAUUUCCAAUAUGAGUGCUGCUCGAACGGAGUUUCAAAACAAAAUGGACGGCAUUAAGCAGUACAUGGAGCUCAGGAGGGUCAGCAAGCAGUUGGAGAUGCGAGUGAUCAAAUGGUUCGACUAUUUAUGGGCUAAUAAGCAAUCACUAAGCGAUCAACAAGUUCUGAAGGUGCUUCCCGAUAAGCUGCAAGCUGAAAUCGCCAUGCAAGUGCACUUUGAAACGCUUACGAAAAGUCCGCAUUUUCCA